CUCAUAAUUUAUCCACGGUGGUUUGUGUCAUUUAUUCUUGUCAUCUUUCCCUAUGCUUUUCUCCUGAACUAGUAAUCAAUUGACGUACCUCAAUCCAAGGAAAUUAAAUAUGUAUCAGGGAGGGAGGUCCCUCCUGUGGAUGGAGCGGCGGUGGCGUCCAAGAGUCGGGACGCCUGUGGGGUACACGCGGAGAGCCGCCAGGGGCGGCCGUCGGGGGAAGAAGACCGCCGAAGGCGGCCACGGUCGCGAGGCGUGGCCCCUUUAUUUCUCCUGUGGUGCAGCAGGGGCCAAACUCAUCCAGUGAGGGGCCCGCAAAUAGGGCACAUCUACCGCGGCGGGGGGGGUCCACAGUAAGACCUGGCGAGCGUCCUAUAGACCGCGGACCUAAGCCUUCCCCCCUUCCCCCCUACUAUACGGGGGAAGUGCGUGCUUGCUCCUAUGCGUGACGCCACGCGCCUGACGGUCGGCACAUCCUUGGGAGACAUGACGAUCUGAGGAACACCCGCGGAAGACCUGACGACCUGAGGAACAUCCGCGGGAGGCCUGACGAUCUGAGGGACAUCCGUUGGAGACCUGACGAUCUGAGGAACACUCAUCCGCGGGAGACCUGACGACCGGCGGCACAUUCUUGGGGGGCCUGACGAUCUGAGGGCCAUCUGUGUGAGGCCUGACGACUUGGGCGCCUUGAUGAUCUGAAGAACAUCCGCGGGACACUGAUGACCUGAGGAACAUCCGUAGGAGACCUGACGAUCUGAAGCACAUUCCUCGGAGACCUGACGCUCUGAGGAUCAUCCGCGUGAGCCUCGACGAUCUGAGCCUGAGGAACAUCCGGGGGGGCCUGAUGAUCUGAGGGCCAUCCGUGGGAGACCUGACGAUCUGAGGAACAUCCGGGGGAGACCUGACGACCCGAGGAACAUCCGGGGGAGGCCUGACGAUCGGAGGGCCAUCCGUGGGAGACCUGACGAUCUGAGGAACAUCCGGGGUAGACCUGACGACGAAGACACGACCACGAAGGCGCCAGACAAUGGCGGCGCCGUGGGGAUGAGAUAUAGACCGAACCACGACAACAAAACAAGCCACCCGCAAAGGCGACGCCCGGCGGCCCAUCCAUGGGAACGAUAUGAAGCGAGGCGCAUGCUCGCAGCACCCUCGCAGACACCUCACCCACCACACAGACAACACACCGCCACACCUUCCCACUGUCACGCGUCGCGCCGUCCUAAGUCACGCUGUCGCAUGUGACGACGCCACACGCCACGCCUUGACGUGUGCCUGACAGUGGCACUGCUUGCUAUAUGUCGCGGCGGCGCGCCACGUCCUAAGCCCCGCACCAUUUGACACGCCCCACGCCCCACGUCACGCGCCCCCCGGCCGUCACAGCCUCAGUCAUGCUCCUCGCGGAUAAUCCUACGCGCGUCACGCUCCUAAGCGCGUGACACCCUCGCGCGCGUCGCUAAGACUCUCACACGCGUCACACACGCUCCUAAUCGCGUCACGCCGUCACGCUCACGCGUCACGCUAAUACCAACCCCCGCGCGCGUCACGCGUCACGCUGGUGCUCCCUCGUGCGUCACGCUCCUCAGGUGGAUAGGAUGGACGCUCGCAGGGUUCCACGGGGGUCCACCCUUGCUACCUUUUCCAGGUCUGUAGGGUACAUGCACCACGGCAAGGGGGUCCAGCCUUGCCACCUUUGCCAGGUCUGUAGAGUGCAGGGCACAUCCACCACGGCAAGGGGGUCCCGCCUUGCCACCUUGGCCACCUUCGGAGCCCUUCCACCCCCGGCCUUCGGUGCUUCAACGGCCUCCUGGCUGGGGGCUCUGUAGGGUCCAGGCAAGAAGCCGGAAGGGGUCGGAGGUGGGCGCUUGGAGGCCUUCUUGCCCGGCAGUCUCUCGCGAAAAAGGGCCAGGGGCUAGGUAGAGGCCCCACCCACAAAACCUCGAAACGCUCCCCUCGAAGAAAUCGACCACUGCCGGCGCGUAUUAAUAUAAUCCUGAGCUCAUGUGGAAUCUGAAGAGGACUCAAAAAAGAGGUAUCUUUGAAGCCGCACAAUAUUUUCUGCCCCUUACUGUUGGUGCAUGUUGUCGGUCCCGAGCCCGACCACCGCCCGAAAGGACGCGACUCAUGGAGGAGACGUUGCUUGUUUCACCCGUGUCGUUGGCGCCGCAAGUGACUACGUGCGUGCUUGAAAUUAUCUCUCAAGAUUCUACGAUGAACAGGAAGAUGAAG
Molecule: messenger RNA, 2226 nt
Organism: Amoebophrya sp. A25
Lineage: Eukaryota; Dinophyceae; Syndiniales; Amoebophryaceae
Source: the annotation of a GenBank genome assembly